Acanthamoeba castellanii str. Neff is the source of this 306-nucleotide messenger RNA. RefSeq lists its product as uncharacterized. NCBI's taxonomy places the organism in Eukaryota, Discosea, Longamoebia, Acanthamoebidae. The coding region runs from base 1 to 306 and encodes 101 amino acids. The record is from RefSeq and is a predicted model, not a curated record. The transcript has 2 exons.
AUGUCAACGGAGAGCCACCGCGCCAAGAACGAGCGCAAGUACCUUGGUGGGUGCGUCUACCAAAACUACUGCCGCUCUCUUGGCGAAGAGAUCUCCAAGUGGGGUGCUGAGAUCGUCGAGGCCGUCAACGAUGCCAUCACCGACAAGAAGAUCAUCGUCACCAUGGACCCGGUCCACGUGGACGCACGUUACAGCGUGAAGGUGGGCAAGAGCAUCGAGGUCCUCAUCCAACAGGAGAAGAUCUGUUACGAGUAUGCGGCCUCGGACCCGAACAGCGUCACCGCCACCGUCGAGAAGUCCCUCUAG